GCCUCGUCCAUGCAUGACAUGCACGACAGUCCUAUUUUUGUUUUUGGACUUUGCGCGCUUCCAGUUUCUCAGAACGAGCCAAACGCGUCAUUGCCACCAAAACCUUCCAAUGUCGACCAUUGAGCGCUGGUUCUUUGGCGUGCCAAUCGUCACCCGCUGUUACAUUACGGCAUGCGUGUUAUCGGCCUUGGCAGUGCAACUACGAGUCGUCAACCUGCUCCAGCUGCUCUUCCGCUUUGACUUGAUCUUUUACCAGCACGAGUAUUGGAGGCUGAUUACACACCUGUGCUUCUUCGGAGGGCUACAAGUGGGAUUCUUCUUCCACAUGUUCUUUGUGUACCACUACUCACGCAGCUUGGAGGAAGAGCUCUUCCACCGCAGGUCGGGUGACUUUUUCUACAUGAUCACCAUCGGCGUCGUUCUGCUCAAUAUCAUUGCAUCCUUCCUGCAGCUGUACACCUCAUUCGAGAGCUACUUUCUCGGGUCCGCCCUCACAUUUAUGCUUGUUUACGUGUGGUCCAAGCACAAGGGCAGCACGCGCAUGUUCUUCCUGGGCUUGUUCUCGUUCCGAGCGCCAUUUUUGCCCUGGAUUCUGCUGGGCUUCUCGCUGAUCACGUCGCCAGAAUCUACCGCCGCCGAUAUCAUUGGCAUCGCCAUUGGACACAUUUACUACUUUUUGCACGACGUUGUGCCUCUCGAGUUUGGCGCGCAUCCACUCAAAACCCCUCGCUUCUUCACUUGGUUGUUUGAGACACGACCAGUCGUACCGACCGUCCCCGAAGGCGCCGCUGCCCAAGUCCCUCAACCUGGCGGGUUUGAGUGGGGUGCAGCUGAACCCGUCGGCAAUGUGCAGAUUCGACGGGUGGCCGAGGACGAGGAUAAUGCGGCUGCCAUGUAAACAUUACCAACUAUAUAAUAACUGUCCUCUGACACUG
This is a messenger RNA of Capsaspora owczarzaki ATCC 30864, 935 nucleotides long. RefSeq names its product derlin-2 like protein. The record is from RefSeq and is a predicted model, not a curated record. Bases 14 to 898 code for a protein of 294 amino acids. Lineage: Eukaryota; Filasterea; Ministeriida; Capsasporidae. Gene Ontology annotation, cellular component: Hrd1p ubiquitin ligase ERAD-L complex; endoplasmic reticulum membrane. Gene Ontology annotation, molecular function: ubiquitin-specific protease binding; misfolded protein binding. Gene Ontology annotation, biological process: endoplasmic reticulum unfolded protein response. The transcript has 6 exons.